Messenger RNA from Aaosphaeria arxii CBS 175.79, 1618 nucleotides. RefSeq lists its product as uncharacterized. The transcript has 3 exons. The record is from RefSeq and is a predicted model, not a curated record. NCBI's taxonomy places the organism in Eukaryota, Fungi, Ascomycota, Dothideomycetes, Pleosporales. The coding region runs from base 20 to 1618 and encodes 532 amino acids.
GAAGCAAACGCGCCUCAAAAUGGCUUCCAACGAGAGGGUGGACACCACCUACAAAAUUGAUGCUCCAGCAGAGGAGACACCGCCGCGAACUCCGCCAGUAGUUUCACCAAGUAAUAAUGCACCAGAAAAGCUGUUCAUGCACAGCCAGGAACCGGCAUCAUCGAAAGAGGUACUUCACGAUGCACCUGAGGUAGUCGAGGACUGGCUUUCGUCUUCUCAAAGGCCAAAUUCCCCAUUUUCAGUAGACGAGACAGUUGUGUCCGGCUUCCAAUCCUUCCACCACGACAAGGACAAUAGGUCAGAGUCUCGUCGCGAAAGCGAAGUACCUCCAGAGAAGCCGAAGACAUGUGGCAUGCCGCGCAGAUACUUUAUGGCCCUGAUUAUAUUGAUUUGGGUCGUAUUGCUGGCGAUCGGCCUAGGGGUGGGUCUUGGUGUAGGUUUGAAGAAGAAGCAUGCAUCAAACAAACCGCCUGCCUUUGUCGAACCGUACUGCGCCGAUAAUCCCAAGCUUUGCAUCGGCGGAGCAUUGAGUUCAGAUUAUUAUACAACUAAUGGUACCUUCAAUGGUACUGGCAUUGCCCUAGCAACUGAGUUCUGGAACCACCAAGAGCGCAAGAUCAUGACGGUAUACUUCCAGCACUGGACGGGCGACAUCCGAUUAAUACAACUCACGGCAGAGGGCGAAUGGGUGGGUGGCACCAAAACUGAAACCAUCGUGACGGAUGCGAAAAACUCCACUCCAAUCUCAACCGUAUCUUACGCUGUCAAUGGGACUGCUCAGUGGCAUAUAUUCUAUCUUGAUGACAAAGGUCGGGUUCGCCAGAAAACAAACACCAACAACACCAACAUCUGGCAAGACGGACCUCUCAACGAACUCAACCUAACAGCCUACUCCGCACCCAAUGUCGGCCUCCAAGCUUGUUGGUAUGGUUCGUACUAUGGUGACUCGGACAGUAGCAAGUUCCCAACUCGAGAUGGGAAUAACAACACAAUACCUUUCAAUUCCGAUACCCAAGGUAUGCACCUGUGGUAUCCUACUGAUGACAAAACAUUCCACAUGUACGGCUGGUAUGAAGGGCAAGAGCAAUGGGCUGAGCAGCACGUAUUCGAAAAUAUGAACGCCCACGCCGGUGUAGGUUGCUACUCUUGGGGACCUGGAACUACGACGUACGCCAUGAUGGUCAACAACGAAAACACAGCCGAGAUAUGGUGGAAAGACACCAACUCAACCGGAGUGUCUACCGACGAGCACCCGAUCAACACAUGGGUGAACGCUACUGGUUACGCUAUCAACAAUGUAUAUCCAAGCACGUCGCUUGGUUUCACAGAAUACUUCUACACUCAGAUGGAUGAUGGGGAUAUCAUGGGCCACGAUAUUGAUUUCAAGUCUGAGAAGACGAAGCUCGUCGAUAAGGGGCUGUUCACCGUUGGUGGCGCGAGAGGUCCUAUUCCUGGUCUUAAUGGCACGCAUAUGAGUGUCACUGCCGUUGCUGACUUCAGUGGCGGUACCAGCCUCUACGUUUUCUAUCAAACGCGUGGUGAUGAUAUUAGCGUUUUUACCCGUGACAUAAAGGGAGGACAGUGGACGCAAGGGGAGUUGCCUAUUCCUGACGAUUGA